AUGGGUUUUGUCGAAGGCUUCGCACCAUUACAAGCGCCUCCGACUAGAGAAUGCGCGCGAGCGACUCUCCUCUUCAAAUCACUCGAUACUAUAAUAGAUGAAUUAAUUCAACUCUCCGCUUUCAAGACUGUUGAUAAAAAGUCCAGCAAGGCAAAGUCAGAAACAUCAAAAGUAACAGAAGAAGAGGUUGCGGUCCGCAUAGACAGUUCCAAUUCCGUAUAUACUCCGCUCGGAUCGCCGACGAAUGUGCUAGAAGCACAAGGAACUGAAGUUAAAAGGAUGUCUAGGAAGGCUUUCUUAAUGUCGUUAGCAAGAUUGGUGGUGAUAGAACUGGGAGGAUGUUUAAAGAUGUCCUACGUUGUGAUCGGAGAGCUGCUCACCCGUUUCCGCGGUUCUCUCGGCUUGAGGUCGAGGAGUAUUAAUUUGGAUCCACAAACAUCGGAAUUUUAUAUAAAUAUUAAGGCCAAGGCUUAUGAAGAUCUAUCAGAGAAAAUGCUGACACAGCCUCAUCCAAAACUCUGCAUACUAUUGGACUUGCUAUGGACGUUUCUAGAUGAAUCCGCACUCUGUGAUAUAUUCGAACAUUGUAUUGUAAGAGAGUGCUUGCUCUUCGAUUCUGUAUCGCCGGAUAUGCAGUUUAAACAACAAAUAGAAGGUGUGUACGUGCUCUGUGGUCUGAUGCAGCAUCGUGAGACGAGACACCAUCUCGUCAAAUACGUGUUCUUCAAUAAAAUAACAUUUGACAAUUUCCUCAACGUGAAAUGUCCGGAUGAGAGCGUGUUGCGAACUGUCAUACAAAAGCCGUGGUGGCAGCGACCAACGUCUGUCAAAGGGGAAACUGAUCCCAUUAUAGCCGAUAAAGAAUUCAAUCCAACAACAGUAGAUGACAUAGCUGUAGAAACACGCUACAAAGAGGACUGUGCGAAAAUAACUGAAGCCAUACGGCCGCUAGAAAAUAUUCAGCUGGAAUUUGUUCUAAUUCUAUUGGAUAAUUCCGACGGUUCCAACGUAGUGCCGUCAACGAGGAAAAUAUUCUUGGAAAAGUUUCGACGAUACAUUAUGGAUAAUUGUAUCUUAGAUAUGAGACUUUUCAACGUGUCUCGCAACUCUCCCGCCAUCUCAUGGUGUUGCCACGCUAGACUCCUCACAGCAGUUCUUACGAUGUGGAAUAAGGAGAAUCCACUUGGAAAUUUGACAGGACCUCCUCAUUUGCCGCCAAAAUCUUUCAUUGAUGGUGAAUUAGAUUUUUAUAAUGUCGAUCGACUUGGUGGUGUUUUACCGUUUUUAGUGAGGACGCUAAGGUAA
Molecule: messenger RNA, 1305 nt
Organism: Papilio polytes (common Mormon)
Lineage: Eukaryota; Metazoa; Arthropoda; Insecta; Lepidoptera; Papilionidae
Exons: 11
Coding region: 1-1305 (434 amino acids)
Source: RefSeq, a predicted model, not a curated record